AUGAAGGGCGAUGACGUUCGGGAUAUAAUUAUUAAUAUAGUGUCUGCUCAGUGCCGCUGGGGAGGAGAAAUGUGUUAUGGGGAGGAAACUCACUUGCAUUAUAUUGAACUUGCGACAUACGAAAUACCUACAUCACAAGUACUUCUUGUUGAACCUCAUGAUCACUUCCCUGAUGAUAAUUGCGCUCUUAUUAAUUUAAAUGAGGCUACCCUAUUGGAGAAUGUGAAACAGCGCUACAUGAAAGAUAAAAUUUAUACGUACGUGGCAAACAUUCUAAUCGCUGUCAAUCCCUACUACGAUAUCAAAGGAUUAUAUUCCCGAGAAAUGAUUGAAGAAUAUAAGGGAAAAUCUCUCGGAGUGUUGCCUCCUCAUCCUUUUGCCAUCGCUGACAAAGCUUUCAGAGAUAUGCGAAUGCUGAAGGAGUCGCAAGCCAUUAUCGUGAGCGGUGAAUCAGGAGCGGGGAAGACUGAAACGACAAAGCACGUUCUCCGCUACCUCACAGAGGGCUACGGGGCCAACGCAGGCGUCAUUGAACAAAGGAUCAUUGACUCAAAUCCCCUUCUUGAAGCGUUUGGGAAUGCCAAAACUGUGCGGAAUAAUAACUCUUCCAGGUUUGGAAAGUUUAUUGAGCUGGCCUUUGAUAAGCAAGCCGCUGUGUGCGGAGGUUCCUUGGAACAUUAUAUCCUCGAAAAAAGUCGCGUUGUUCGACAGUCUAAAAAUGAGCGCAAUUUCCAUUUCUUCUAUCAACUUUUCGCUGGAGCUUCAGACUCCCUUCGACAGAAACUUGGACUCACAACACCUGAUGACUUUCUGUAUUUGUCACGAGGUUGUACUCGGUAUUUCUUGCAACCUCAAAACAGGUCCGCUCUCUCAGAUGACCGUUUGAGUCGUGAUCAAAGAGAACAUGGACCACUUCAAGACAUUAAAAUGGACGAUCUUGAGGAUUUCAAGAUGUCCAUCAAAGUGAUGAAGGAUAUGGGUCUGGAUGAAUCCACUCAGGAAUCUAUUUUCUCAAUUCUUGCUGGAAUACUCCAUUUGGGAAAUGUUGUCUUUCAGGAAUCUAAAAGCGCUCAUGGAGGAUGUGUUGUGUCAACUCAGUCCCAAUCUUCACUAAAUAUGGCAUCAAAACUUCUUGGAAUUGAGGCCAAAAAGAUGUCAAAAGCCUUGACAACCCGUAUAACAGGGACUCGAGAUCUAACAAUAGCACUGAGGGCUGAAGAAACCUCAAAUGCUAGAGAUGGUCUUGUGAAAAUAAUCUACGAUCGUUUAUUUGACUUACUUGUCACCACGGUCAAUAAGGCCAUUCCGCAUUCCAAUAAGCAAACCUAUAUUGGCCUCUUGGAUAUCGCUGGAUUCGAACACUUUGAGGUCAACUCCUUCGAGCAAUUCUGUAUUAACUAUUGCAAUGAAAAAUUACAACAGUUCUUUAACGAGAGGAUACUUCGAGAAGAACAGAUCGUCUAUCAGAAAGAAGGAUUGAAUGUUAGCAGUGUAGCUUAUGUGGACAACCAGGAUUAUCUCAUCGAAUCCAAGAAAUCGGGUAUCUUGGCGCUUCUGGAUGAAGAGAGUCGCCUUCCAAAUUCAAACAGCGAACACUUCACCAACGAAGUUCACAGAGUGCAUAAUGAAAAUGCCCGAUUAAACGUAAUUUCAAAUAAUAAUAGUCUUAAUAGUUAA
This is a messenger RNA of Rodentolepis nana, 1677 nucleotides long. NCBI's taxonomy places the organism in Eukaryota, Metazoa, Platyhelminthes, Cestoda, Cyclophyllidea, Hymenolepididae. The record is from the annotation of a GenBank genome assembly.